UCAUGAGAAGCUGGGGAUAAAACCCGAAUAGAUUCUUACCAAGACAACAAACGGAGGCCAGCAGCCCUCACGACAAGUACAGACCUCCAACGGUCUUCAUCAAGGCAACAUAGGGAGGCCAGCAGCCCUCACGACAAGUACAGACCUCCAACGGUCUUCAUCAAGGCAACAUAGGGAGGCCAGCAGCCCUCACGACAAGUACAGACCUCCAACGGUCUUCAACAAGGCAACAUAGGGAGGCCAGCAUCCCUCACGACAACUACAGACCUCCAACGGUCUUCAUCAGGGCAACAUAGGGAGGCCAGCAUCCCUCACGACAAGUACAGACCUCCAACGGUCUUCAUCAAGGCAACAUAGGGAGGCCAGCAGCCCUCACGACAAGUACAGACCUCCAACGGUCUUCAUCAAGGCAACAUAGGGAGACCAGCAUCCCUCACGACAAGUACAGACCUCCAACGGUCUUCAUCAAGGCAACAUAGGGAGGCCAGCAGCCCUCACGACAAGUACAGACCUCCAACGGUCUUCAUCAAGGCAACAUAGGGAGACCAGCAUCCCUCACGACAAGUACAGACCUCCAACGGUCUUCAUCAAGGCAACAUAGGGAGGCCAGCAGCCCUCACGACAAGUACAGACCUCCAACGGUCUUCAUCAAGGCAACAUAGGGAGGCCAGCAGCCCUCACGACAAGUACAGACCUCCAACGGUCUUCAUCAAGGCAACAUAGGGAGACCAGCAUCCCUCACGACAAGUACAGACCUCCAACGGUCUUCAUCAAGGCAACAUAGGGAGGCCAGCAGCCCUCACGACAAGUACAGACCUCCAACGGUCUUCAUCAAGGCAACAUAGGGAGGCCAGCAGCCCUCACGACAAGUACAGACCUCCAACGGUCUUCAUCAAGGCAACAUAGGGAGGCCAGCAUCCCUCACGACAAGUACAGACCUCUAACUUGUAGAAAUCAGUGUUAGCUUUCCUACAUUACUAGGGGAAAGUUUCUGGUCAAUAGCCACUCCAGAAUAUCUUACAUGAUUUUAGAAAAAAUGCCUGAGGCAGAGAGAAAAGAGAGCUUCAAAAGUGUUAAGAUGGUGGAGCUGACGACGCUGGAGCUGGAGCAGCAGUUCGCUGAAGUGAGACUCCUGAAGGAGACUAACAACGUCAAGGUCUUCGGCGCGAGAUGCCUUCAGCCCCUCUUCACCAGUGUCGCUCUCAAGUGUGUACAGAAGAACGCCACCAAGAAGAAAGACUUCCACAGAGAGUUCCACUACAACUAUAACCUAGGUCUUCACCCAAAUAUUAUUUCGUGUCGCGCAGAAGCCUUCGAAACCAAUAGCUCCUACAUGUUUACUCAAGAACUUGCCCCAGAAGGUGACCUCUCAAAGUUCAUCAAGAAAGGUGGCCUUAGAGAGCAGCAUGCUAAGAGUGUGACUAAACAAGUUACCUCUGCCUUAGAAGUUAUACACAAGAGAGAUCUGGUUCAUGGUGAUGUUUGCACAGAAAACAUCUUCGUUUUUGACCGAGAACUCUCACUAGUUAAGUUGGGUGACUUCAGCAAGACCCAGCAAGAGGGAGCACUGGUGAAGAAGUUAAAGGUUGGAUCACCUUGGGCACCACCAGAAGUGAGUGUGGCCGUGUAUAACGAAGGUUAUCACGUCCACAGUAGCCAGGAUGCCUGGCAACUCGGCAUCCUCAUCUUCGUGUGCCUGACUGGUUCAUAUCCUUGGUCUUCGGCCGAUAUCACAGACCAUCACUACAACUCCUGGGUGGCCUGGCUCAAGCGUAAGACCACUAAGACGCCACGACGCUUCCGUUGCUUUACCCCUCGCCUUCUUCGCCUUCUGCGUCGCCUCCUACAUCCAAAACUUGUGAAUCGAACUGGUGUGAGGGAAGUGGUCAAGUAUCUCUCUGAACCCUGGCUUUUAACUAACGUAUCUUCAAAUGUAACUAUAGACAGCAGUUCGUCAGAAUUCUUGGGAGCCAGUAAAAUAUCUCUAUUUUCUCGCUCAGAAAGUAAAGUGGUUGAGAUUAUCAGUUCCUAUUUACAUCGCUAUAGGUCAAUGAAAAGAUAGAAGACUUCUUGUGCCUCCCGGAGUUGUAGCAGGCAAGGUUGUCGGCGCCUGACUGACGAAGUUCUCCCUGCACGUCUUCAGAGUGACCAAAAAUCCAUGUGAUCUAGCUGGUUGCUGGGGCCACCAGCAUGUCAGGUAUCAGGGUGCUGGAGUCACUAGCAUGUCAGGUAUCAGGGUGCUGGAGUCACUAGCAUGUCAGGUAUCAGGGUGCUGGAGUCACCAGCAUGUCAGGUAUCAGGGUGCUGGAGUCACCAGCAUGUCAGGUAUCAGGGUGCUGGAGUCACACAUGUCAGGUAUCAGGGUGCUGGAGUCACCAGCAUGUCAGGUAUCAGGGUGCUGGAGUCACCAGCAUGUCAGGUGUCAGGGUUGCUAAAAGUUGUAUGAUACACAGGUUUACCACGCUGCCUGGAUACCGAGGCUCGCCUCGCCUCAACUCACAACUAACUCACAGUAUGGAAGUACAAACCAGUUGAUGUAUCGAUCUGUUCUGACCCAAUAUUAAGCCGUGAAUGUGAAUGACUUGUUAGCUGUGAAUUCUUCCAGCCGCGAUAUAGUGUGCAUUGUUCCAGCCACGGUAUCGUGUGCAUUGUUCCAGCCACGGUAUCUUGUGCAUUGUUCCAGCCACGGUAUCGUGUGCAUUGUUCCAGCCACGGUAUCUUGUGCAUUGUUAAAGCCACGGUAUCUUGUGCAUUGUUCCAGCCACGGUAUCUUGUGCAUUGUUCCAGCCACGGUAUCUUGUGCAUUGUUCCAGCCACGGUAUCGUGUGCAUUGUUCCAGCCACGGUAUCUUGUGCAUUGUUCCAGCCACGGUAUCGUGUGCAUUGUUCCAGCCACGGUAUCUUGUGCAUUGUACCAGCCACGAUAUCGUGAAUUUCAUGCAUCAUAUUUUACAAGGACCAAUCUUAUCAGAUAAUUUCACUAAUAUAAAUGUUUGUUCCUAUAGACAUAAGCCGAGCAGGGUGACCAAAGAAGGAAUCACAUUCACCGUGAUUCAAUCAAUAGCUGACUUACCAGAAGUGAACAGACAACAUUGUUCUUUGAUCUGUGACUUACCGUAUAUUGUUUUUUGUGUAUGUUUGUUUAUUGUAUUUUAAUGUAUAUUGUAUUGUAUUAUCAUCACCCUUGAAGGAAAGUGAAAUGUUAAUAUGAAUUUUCUACA
Molecule: messenger RNA, 3220 nt
Organism: Cherax quadricarinatus
Lineage: Eukaryota; Metazoa; Arthropoda; Malacostraca; Decapoda; Parastacidae
Product: serine/threonine-protein kinase meng-po-like
Biological process (GO): peptidyl-threonine phosphorylation; peptidyl-serine phosphorylation
Molecular function (GO): ATP binding; protein serine/threonine kinase activity
Source: RefSeq, a predicted model, not a curated record